AGUUCAGUCAAAGCGCGGCAACGCCUGCCUGCCUCUUUCAGCACAGACCUGUGGUGUCACGUGUGAAACUUUGUCUCUGCUGUGCUCAAGGCCUCACUCUCAUUCGUCGAAACCCCUUUCUCUCAUCCCUCGCCAUAUCCACCAUUUCCCCACCUUUCUGCGCACACUAAACUUGGGUGCAAGCACUACAUGAAGUUUGAGUUGGUGAGCUUUGACAAUGCAAGUCGAAGGCCGCUCCGGCAACACCUACGUCGUCGACGAUGAAGCAAACUUCAACUGGACCAAAGCCUCCGCAAUUUCUACCAUCCCCUUCUUUCGCACCCACCGAUUCCCGUCAUGGCUCCUCUCAGCAGGCUAAACAGACUGGCGGAACGAAGCAGUGACAAGGAUCGCAGCCAUGGAACAUUGUGGUCUGCAGAGAGCAUCAACGCGUCUCGGCUGGAGUUGGAGGAGGUGCAACAAUACAUGGAGUCCAAGGAGGCCGAAGGCUUCGUGGGCAAGAGUGCCGCCGCACAGCGAGAUAUGAUCAGAAAGAUGAAUGUCUUGACCAACCGCAAAAACAGCAGCCGCAAAGUCCACGCUGUGAUGAAAGACCUUGCGCAGUGGCAAGGCGGAGAGAUUGCAAAGGGCGCUCACUCUGUCAAGCUCGCCGGCAUUGACGACGAACUCCAGCGUUUGUUUGCCAGUAUGAAGGGUUUGCGAGAUACCCUUGCCAGCGCACGGUCAGACAAAGCGGAAGAGCCUGCCAUGCUCACGGCAAUCCAAGCGAAGUUGGACGAAUCUUCGGCGGAUGCCGCCAAUGGGCGCUCUAUGGUUAUCAACAGCCUGGCCGAGAUGAAGUCGGCGAUCGACCAGCACUUUACCGGCCUCUCCGCCAAGAAGGAGAUGUCGGAUCUGCAAGAGAAGAUGAAUGGCGAGGCUCGAGACAAGGACCAGGAGAUCGAGAACCUCAAGAGCCAAAUUGAGCAGCUGCAGCUGGAUAACUCCAACAAGGACGGGAUCAACACCACUCUGCGGGCGAAGCUACAGGAAACGGAGAUUUCUAUCGCUCUGCAGACGGUGCGCGCCAAUAUUGAAACGGAGGCGACGGGUCUUUUGUUCGAGGAAUUGGAAGACCAGACGAAAUUGACGGCCUUUUACAAGGACUGCGCGCAGAAAAUGGAGAGUGCGGACGGCCCGAUCAUUCGCGCCAUCAUCGGUAAGGUGAUUCGCCAAGGUCGGCCGGAGAAGCGGAGGCAGGGAGAUGAGGGAGAGGUUGCGGGUGAUGGCGGUAAGAGGCUCAAAGACGCUGACGUUGAUGUCGCGACCAAUCCAUUUUCCCUUGAUUUGGCCCUUUGGCACGGCUAAAGCACGAAUGCAACGCUUUCCCGAACAUCGAUGCUCCCGGUCUGGUCGUUUCCAUCCCAGUCGGAACUCUGCUAGGUUUUGAGCAACGUGCGCCUCCGACGCCGUGUCGCUUCCGUAAUCCGAUACGUCUCCUCACUUAGCGCCCCCUUUGCAUUUUCGACAGCGCGCGCCGGUGGGUGGCAGCGGGGGAACGUUGGAUUCGCCGUCAUCACUGCUCCGCUUGACAACAGGGACGCCGCCUCCCGACGCAGCAUCAACACGAAACACCGUCGUCCAGCGCGGGCUCGUUCGCCCAUUAGAAGCUUUAUAGACG
Messenger RNA from Neohortaea acidophila, 1660 nucleotides. RefSeq lists its product as uncharacterized. The transcript has a single exon. NCBI's taxonomy places the organism in Eukaryota, Fungi, Ascomycota, Dothideomycetes, Mycosphaerellales, Teratosphaeriaceae. The record is from RefSeq and is a predicted model, not a curated record. Bases 337 to 1347 code for a protein of 336 amino acids.